ACACACACACACACACACACACACACGCACACACACACACAAACCCUUCUCUGUUGUGUCACUCUCUGCUCUGGUCUCUGUGCGUAACAAUGUCGGACUUGGAGAACUGCCUGAACACCAUCAUUCACAUCUUUCACAAAUACUCAGAGCGAGAGGGAAAAAAACACACACUGAAGAAGAGUGAGCUGAAAGAACUGCUCACACACGAGCUGCCAUCAUUCACACAGCAUAUAAAGGACCCGUCCUCAUUUGAUUCUCUGAUGGAGGGUCUCGACACUGAUGGAGACGCCGAGUGCGACUUCCAGGAGUUCAUGACCUUCAUCACCAUGGUGACCAUCUGCUGCCACAAGUUCUUCGAGCACCACCAUGAGGACGAAUGAGACGGAGAGAGAAAAGCACUGGAAAUUAAAUGAGAUUUUAUUAUUAGUUUAAUGGCAUAGAAUCACAAUCCAUAACUUAGAUUUAUUUUUCUCAUUGGGUUUGAGUGAUUUCUAUUAGUUUGACUGGUUUUAUCUGGUUCUGACUGGAUCUGACCGGUUUGGAUUACAUUAUUCUGGAUUUGUUUAAUAAAGCUAGUUUUAACUGGUUUGCUCUGACUGGUGUUGGCUGGUUUUGACUUAUGUAACUAGUUUGAAUUAGUUUGUACUGACUGGUUUGAACUGGUUUGAACUGCCUUACACUGGGUUGAAAUCAAAUGUCUACAAAUUCUUCUGCUGAUUUUACUUAGCAAACCAUAUCUGAUAACUAACCUUAUUUUCUAAACUAUAUUUAUUUUUUAGAAAAAUGACAUUAAUAAAAUUAAUGUAAUGACUGGAACACACACUUCCAUAAAUAAAAAAUACAUGAAUUUUAGUAAUAAUUUAUAUUUCUGUGUUCAGUCUGAGUGAGAUGAGAUUGUUCACUAUUACUUUAAAUGACUUGAAUAAUCACAGCGUUAAUUAAUUUAGUCAGAAUGAUAAAGUAAUAAUUAUUUUAUGACUCUAGAAAUCCUCAUGUUUACCUUUAGCUCAGUGAGACGCUUCUGCUCCUGAUAUUAUCUAAUACACUGAGCAUGAAACACACACACGUCCUGUACAAUUCUCCAUCAAUCUUCAUGUCAUUUCUAAUGCAAGCUUGUAAAUGAUAAUAAAAAUGAUUUCAAUACAUA
This is a messenger RNA of Tachysurus fulvidraco (yellow catfish), 1147 nucleotides long. It is a transcript of the gene s100b, whose product is annotated as S100 calcium binding protein, beta (neural). Gene Ontology annotation, biological process: positive regulation of canonical NF-kappaB signal transduction; positive regulation of cell population proliferation. The transcript has 3 exons. Gene Ontology annotation, cellular component: cytoplasm; nucleus. Bases 90 to 380 code for a protein of 96 amino acids. The record is from RefSeq and is a predicted model, not a curated record. Gene Ontology annotation, molecular function: S100 protein binding; RAGE receptor binding. NCBI's taxonomy places the organism in Eukaryota, Metazoa, Chordata, Actinopteri, Siluriformes, Bagridae.